AUGGGUCUCGAUCGAUUCCUGGCCUUUGCGCUGCUCCUCAUCACUCCAUGGCUCGUUCUUGAGGUGGUGUCCAGGUUCCUCGUCGCGCAGAGGCGCCGAUGGCGGCGCCCACUGCGAGAUGGAGAAUCGUCGUACUCCUUCACCAAGCGGACAUGGUCGAUGACAUGGGAGACAACGGGGCUCAACGCGUUGCCGAGGCGCCUCUUGCGCCUCGUCGGGUCCCUCCCUCAGGGCUGCGAUGACCAGGAAGACGGAAGUGUGGGCGACCAGGGAGCGCUCGUCAGAUUCUACGACUUGGGCGUCUACUUUGCUGCCCUGUCCCUCGUCGGCUCCUUCUUGGUGCUGGGCUGGGGGGCCAUGCAGCUCAUCACCGACGUGGUGCAGCUUCAUGGCUCACCCAGUCCUGCGAGCUCGGCGUUGGUCAAGAGAGAUGCUUCGCUGAGAGACGUCUCGCUGGAAGAGGACAGGCAGGCGGCGGCCAAGUGGAAUCCAGCCAUCGUUCCCCUGAUUCCAGGUGUCACUGUUCCUCUCAUGCACGUCGUCCCACUGCUCCUCGGCCUCUGCCUCGCCCAAGUCAUCCACGAGGCUGGCCAUGCCCUCUGCGCUGCCCUUCACCGGCUCAAUCCGACUUCGAUGGGCCUUGUGCUUUUCUUCCCCAUCAUUCCGGGCGCCUUUGUGGCGCUGCCCGAGGAGUACAGCGACCAGAGCGUGGGCAGGUACCACCACCACGAUCUCGAGGAGGAGGCCGAGGCGCUGACUGGAGCACCGACGCUGAUGAGCAAUCGAGAACGGCUGCGCAUCGUUGGAGCAGGCGUCUGGCAUAAUGCCGUCUCUGCAGGCCUCGUCCUCCUCUUCACCUGGCUCGGCCUCUCCUCGCUGCUCGUACAGAGCCUGUGGAUACCAACAGACGGCAUCAGGGUCACCAGUGUCGAUCCUUCGUCGCCCUUGGCGCUGCACCUCCAGCCAGGGACAAGCAGCCUCGUCACGCGCCUGGAUGACCUCGACCUCGCUGGCGUUUAUGCUACGCCCGAGGGCCGGCUCAAGCAGUGGAACGACUACCUCCUAGCUUCCCCCUCGGCCACCUCACCGCAGCGCUGGGGCGCAGACGGGACCAUGGGGUGGUGCGUGCCGCGGUCGGCAUGGCAGGCCUCUUCGACGGUCUGCUGCGACCGUCUCGAGGCCAACACGAACACGCCAGCAUCGUCAGCCCCGUCUCCCACCUCUGCUACAGUUGAUUCACCGGAACUACUCUCCCAAAGAAAAACGAGGGACAGCAGCAGCAGUGACUCCUCGCUCUGCUUCACCGUCCUGACUGGCAACUCGACGGACGGCGGCGACGGCAACAAGCAGCCCGGUCGCUGCUUCGACCCCUCGCUGCUGGUCCGUGGCCCCACCAAGGCGUCGACAAGGCCAUACGAGCGGUGUCUCGACGCCUGCACGCCACACCCGAGCACGGGCGUCGGCCGAGUGUGCGUCGCUCCGCAUCCAGACGAGCAGCUCGUCCGCAUCACCGUUCAGGAUGACUCGACAAACGCCGACAGGGGUAAUAGAAACAAUGGCAACAAGGUCGACGACAUCGAGCACAGCGGCGAUGGCAGUAGCAGGAUUGAACCAGUCCCCACGACGCGCGUCGUCCUCUUCCAGGGCCCUCGGCUGGCCAUCUACUAUGCGCUCUCCGUCACCGUCUACACGCCCCGGCACGCCUAUCUGGGCCUGCCGCCCUCGUUGAUCCGCGGCGCCCAGCUCUGCGUCGAGUACUUUCUCCAGCUCAGCUGGGCGCUGGCCCUGCUCAACAUGCUCCCGCUGCCCUCGCUCGACGGCGACGCCUUUCUCGGCCUCGCCCUGCGCGAGCUGCUGCUGCUGUUGCUGCUCCGCCGACGGAAGCGCAAGCGCGGGACGGCAGCUGGGUCGUCGGCGGCGGCUGUAGCUGCGACGGCGGUCCCACUGAUGAAUAGGAGCAGCGAGGCGGAGUUGAGGAACGGUGGCGCGGCCAAGUCGACUUCGAGGCCCGUUGCGAUGGCGCUGCGACGGCCCACGAAUGCCCACUUUGCUUCGGGCACCGCCCUCGACGCCGAGGUUGGGCCGACGCUGCAGCAGGACCGGGGAGUGCUGGAGAUUGACCAUGUAGAGCAGCAGCAGCAGCAGCAGCAGCAGCAACAACUUCAGCAGGACGACGACGAUGACGACGACGACGGUGGUGGUGGCGGCGGCGGCGGCGGCGGCGGCAAGAGCAGAGAGCGGUUAGGAUUCGCAUAUGAGCUGGAACAUGAGCACGACGAGGCGGAUCGGAGCGCAUUCAAGAUUGCCCAGCGCGCCCGGUGGCUCGCCAUGCUUCUCGCCAGCUUCGUCCUGGGCGGCAACGUCGUCUUGGCCUUUAUUCAUUUGUAA
Molecule: messenger RNA, 2388 nt
Organism: Acaromyces ingoldii
Lineage: Eukaryota; Fungi; Basidiomycota; Exobasidiomycetes; Exobasidiales; Cryptobasidiaceae
Exons: 2
Coding region: 1-2388 (795 amino acids)
Biological process (GO): membrane protein intracellular domain proteolysis; regulation of response to endoplasmic reticulum stress
Cellular component (GO): membrane; cytoplasm
Molecular function (GO): metalloendopeptidase activity
Source: RefSeq, a predicted model, not a curated record